Leucoraja erinaceus (little skate) is the source of this 2884-nucleotide messenger RNA. RefSeq names its product SAM domain-containing protein SAMSN-1-like. Bases 918 to 2033 code for a protein of 371 amino acids. Gene Ontology annotation, molecular function: protein binding. NCBI's taxonomy places the organism in Eukaryota, Metazoa, Chordata, Chondrichthyes, Rajiformes, Rajidae. The transcript has 8 exons. The record is from RefSeq and is a predicted model, not a curated record.
GAUCAUAUUGAAUGGCGGUGCAGGCUCGAAGGGCCGAAUGGCCUAAUCCUGCACCUAUUUUCUAUGUUUCGAAAUGUCACCUAUUCCUUCGCUCCAUAGAUGCUGCCUCACCCGCUGAGUUUCUCCAGCAUUCUUGUCUACCUUAAAGCCAUGCCUCACAGUACGGGUCUCCAGAGGUUUCCGUUCAGGUUUCCUAAGUGGGACAGGGGCAUUAACUAAUCACAAAUUGAGGGUGUGAAGAACUAAUUGUUCCCGAUGUUGGGGAAGUCCAGGACAAGGGGUCACAGCUUAAGGAUAAGGGGGAAAUCCUUUAAAACCGAGAUGAGAAGAACUAUUUUCACACAGAGAGUGGUGAAUCUCUGGAACUCUCUGCCACAGAGGGUAGUUGAGGCCAGUUCAUUGGCUAUAUUUAAGAGGGAGUUAGAUGUGGCCUUUGUGGCUAAGGGGAUCAGGGGGUGUGGAGAGAAGGCAGGUACGGGAUACUGAGUUGGAUGAUCAGCCAUGAUCCUAUUGAAUGGCGGUGCAGGCUCGAAGGGCCGAAUGGCCUACUCCUGCACCUAAUUUCUAUGUUUCUAUGUUUCUAAUAUGUUUCUCUUUUGUUGUACCUUAAACGAUGAACCCAAUCGCGAGGGUAAUUUGAGGGGAGGGUCUGUAGAUUUUGCUGAGGGGAAACAUUACUGGCAAUUCGAGGCAGGCUUGGGCAAGGGACUGUGCCAGCAAGUUUUUUUUAAACUAAUUUUAGGUCAGUCGAGUUCUGCUUUGGAAACAGCGAGAUUUUCCUGUAACUCGUCGCACAUAGCGCUUCCGCAGCUGUGAAGGAAGUUGCCUCUUGUGGUUUUUUCAGAGACAGUAUCACGACAUCUUCAGCUUGGGUUAGACCUCUUCGUUACUUCGGCGCUCGAUCGAACUCUGCAACAAUGAUACGGCGGAAAGCCUCCAACGCCUCGGACAAGGAGAAGUGCUUGAAGCCCAAGCGUACCAGCAGCUUCGGCAGUUUUGAUCGUUUCAGGAACACGGCCAAAUCUGUUGUGGGUGUGUGGGUGUGUGCGCCCGAUGGUGAAGCCGCCGGCGAGAACACGGCCAAACCGACAACAAAUUCGGGCAGCAUCAGUAAGACCAUGAGGUGCAUCACCAAAACCAUGAAGAAGAAAAUGGCACGCAAGUACAUCAAAGCCUUGUCGGAGGAGAUGGGCGAGGACAGUGGGGGGGAAGAUCCAUUAAACCAUGGAACGGAAGAACAAGAAGGUGAAGUGCGCUUGUUAAGACCCUGCGAAUCUCUCGAGAGCCUUCAGAGUCUUCACAGUGGCCAGAGCUCGUCCAGUGGAAUGGCAAGUGCAUCGGACACCAUGAGCAACAGGGACAGUCUGCGGCUGGAUGAGGAGGUGCCCUACACCGGUCCUUUUUGUGGUCGCGCUCGUGUGCACACGGACUUCACACCGAGCCCCUACGACACCGACUCCCUGAAGCUCAAGAAAGGAGACAUCAUCAGUAUCAUCAACAAGUCUACAAUGGGCACCUGGACGGGAAUGCUCAACUCCAGAGUGGGAAACUUCAAGUUCAUUUACGUGGAUGUCCUUCCCGAUGAAGAGAGCGACCCCAAGAAACACCGACGCCACAGGAGGAGCACACAGCCGCUUCCCGACUCCCUCCAGGAAUUGUUGGAAAGAAUCCAACUGCAGGAUCUUUAUUCCACUUUCCUCCUGAACGGCUACCAGAAUCUGGAUGACCUCAAAGACCUGAAGGAAUGUCAUCUCGUUGAACUUAACAUCACAGACUCGGAGCUGCGAGCAAAGAUCUUGUCUGCCGCACAGCAGAGUUCUGACAAUAUGGACGUCCUGAGUGAAGAGGAGGACAAAAAUGCCCCAACAACUCAGAAUGAAGACUUCAACCUGAAAAACGACCGAUCCCAAUUGCUGGAAUGCCCCAGGGACUCGGGAUGUUAUGCCACUUCGGAAAUCUCAGACAAUGGAAAAGACGACUUCGACUUGGUGAACUUGCCGGAAAUGGUCGAGGAUGUCUCUCUAACCAACUGAUCGCUGUGGAGAGAAGCCAGUCACAAGAUACAUGUAGCAUUUAAUGGGAAGGGGUCUGUUACAGAGGGAGUUGGCAGGCUUCUGGUAUUGGUGUUCACUUCAUUUAAUAUAAGGCAGUGUUUUGAAUUACCCUGUAAUCUCUCCCUAAAGCAUAGAAACAUGUCAAAACAUUUGCAAAACUCUGUAAUUCUCCUUCAUCUGUUUCCGUUUGAGCUGGGACAAUUUUGCUAAUAUAUUUAAAGAGAAAUCGAUUGGAUAAUUGGGACAAAUUACAGCAUUUUCGGAAGAGAGCAAAGAAUUUGUACAUGCUGCUUACUUCAGCUGUUAUUGGGUAAAAGACGGAUUUUGGCUGCCCAACCCAAAUCGUUUUUUUUAUAAUCCUUUGAUCUUUUCUCUAGCUGCACCACUGAUCUAUGCUGUGCUAAGAUCAGUUAAUAAUAAAUUGGACAAAUUGAACGUCCUAAUGGGUCAAAUGUUGGGAAAACCCAACAACUUUUCAUUCAGUUUAGUUUAUUGUCACGUGUACCGAGGUACAGUGAAAAGCUUUUUUGUUGCGAGCUAUCCAGCCAGCAGAAAGACGAUACAUCUUACAAUCAAGCCGUCCACAGUGUACAGAUACAGGAUAAAGGGAAUAUGGUUUAACGCAAGAUAAAGUCCGAUUGAAGAUAGUCCGAGGGUCUCCAAUGAGGUAGAUGGGAGGUCAGGACCGCUCUCUAGUUGGUGGUAGGAUGGUUCAGUUGCCUGAUAACAGCUGGGAAGAAACCGUCCCUGAAUCUGGAGGGUACACAAAAUUGCUGGAGAAACUCAGCGGGUGCAGCAGCAUCUAUGGAGCGAAGGAAAUAGGCGACGUU